Lytechinus variegatus (green sea urchin) is the source of this 1378-nucleotide messenger RNA. RefSeq names its product ileal sodium/bile acid cotransporter-like. Gene Ontology annotation, biological process: bile acid and bile salt transport. The record is from RefSeq and is a predicted model, not a curated record. The transcript is spliced from 4 exons. Gene Ontology annotation, molecular function: bile acid:sodium symporter activity. Gene Ontology annotation, cellular component: membrane. Lineage: Eukaryota; Metazoa; Echinodermata; Echinoidea; Temnopleuroida; Toxopneustidae. Bases 107 to 1201 code for a protein of 364 amino acids.
CUGCACAUUAACCAGGCUCCGUCUCUCAAAUCACUAUCUCGACUUCAAGCAAUCGAUCUCCCGUAAUUUAUGCCAAUACAGAUCGAAAUUUUAAGUCGACAACACCAUGGAUUAUUUCGAAACAUCGACACAGAUGCUAUCUGAUGAGGGAAUGUUUUCUGAAGACGUUACCAUGGUAACGGGGACGGAUAACUGGACGACCACCGAUCAAUACCUUCCUCCGCCACCGCCUGCUUACAUUGCAGCCUUGAAAAGAGCAAACAAGUAUACUUUGAUCACAAUCCUUAUCUUCCUCAUGCUAGCAAUGGGCUGCGUGGUAAAACCAAGCGAUUUUAAAGAAGUGUUACGCGUGCCGAAGAGUGUACUGAUCGGGAUGUUAUGCCAGUUCGUCUUGAUGCCACUGUCUGCUUUCUGCCUUGCUCUCGCCCUGUCCUUACCGGCGCCCAUGGCGUUAGGGGUACUCGUCAUGUCGUGUUGCCCUGGAGGAACCGUCUCCAACCUCUUCACCUUCUGGACAAAGGGAGAUGUAUGUCUAAGCAUCACAAUGACGACCAUCUCGACGAUAGCUGCCAUUGGGCUCAUGCCUCUGAACCUGUUCAUCUACAGCCGCAGAUGGACCGAUGACAAUGCCGUCAUCCCCUUCGUCAGCAUCAUCACCGCUUUGGUGUCCAUCGUGAUCCCAGUAACGAUUGGGAUGAUCAUCCGAUGGAAGAGAAUAGAGUGGACUUCGUUCAUUUCAAAGGUUGGGAGCAUCCUAGGCCUUCUGGGAAUAGCCAUAACCAUCACCCUCACGGCAAUCAUCAACCCCGGGAUGUACUCCGUCUCCUGGCAAGUUUGGAUCUGCGUCCUCACCCUCCCUGCCUUGGGCGCCACCCUCGGUUAUCUCCUCUCCUGGGCCCUACGCCGCCCGCCCGCACACUGUCGUACCAUCGCUUACGAGACGGGUCUCCAGAACGUCUCCCUGGCCCUGACCCUGAUCGUCCUGACGUUCGAAGGAUCACCCAUCAUGUUUCAAGUCUUCACCUACCCGUCCCUCUACGGCCCCGUCAUGAUGGUAGAAGGACUCCUCGGGGUCGUGGUCUACAAGAUCGUGGUGAGACGUACCGGCGGCCACGAAGGCGGACCCGUCGCCGACAACGGUUGGAUGAAGAAGGACAUCAACUCCGAAGACGCAUGCUCUGCCCUCGAUUCCAAAAUCUAAUGCUAUUGUCACAACCAACGAAACCGACUCCAAACCAAUCCGAUGAUAUUGACCUGAUGACAUAAUGCUUAUCAUAGAAAGUAAUAUUAUCCCAGAUAGCAAAGUAUCUGGGGCCCAUAUGGGAAUCAUGUGGGCCUACUGGGGCCAUGCGUACCAUGUAAAACCAAUAUGUGGCCC